Messenger RNA from Microthlaspi erraticum, 285 nucleotides. Lineage: Eukaryota; Viridiplantae; Streptophyta; Magnoliopsida; Brassicales; Brassicaceae. The record is from the annotation of a GenBank genome assembly.
AUGCUUCAUGGUAAACAUGUUCCGAGUGACUCGGGUCAUGUGCAUGGAGUAGUGUUUCAAGAAGGCGUUGGUCAAGUCGUCAAAGUUGUCGAUCGACUCAGAAUAGUUGUACUUCUGCCUUGUCAUGGCGAGGCUGAACGUUGUCAACCACUUUUUGGGAUCUUCUUCAACGGUGUAGGAAUCGAUCUUGAGUCGAAUUCUGGCGUGCAGGCAGAUCUGGCGGAUCUUGCGGGUGAGCGGGCUCUUCUGGGUAUCGGCAAGUGCUUUUGUCAACUAUGGGGCUGA